Molecule: messenger RNA, 1059 nt
Organism: Scheffersomyces amazonensis
Lineage: Eukaryota; Fungi; Ascomycota; Pichiomycetes; Serinales; Debaryomycetaceae
Gene: RNH35
Product: ribonuclease H2 catalytic subunit
Exons: 1
Coding region: 1-1059 (352 amino acids)
Biological process (GO): mismatch repair; DNA replication, removal of RNA primer
Cellular component (GO): ribonuclease H2 complex
Molecular function (GO): RNA-DNA hybrid ribonuclease activity; RNA binding
Source: RefSeq, a predicted model, not a curated record
AUGGGAAUAACGAGGACAACAUCUGAAGAUCCGGAGAUAGCGUCUGAUGUAGAUCAUGAAGAAUCAUCGCAGCCAGUUUAUAAAAGGAGGAAAACAGAACAACCUCAAACAGUAUAUCCACUUUCGGUAACUACUAUAGAGUCGCCGUUACAGUUCAAAUCAUCGACUUAUCAUUCAGAGAUCCCUAUUGAAAUCCUUGAAAAUAAAGAAUUACCAGUAGUUCUAGGUGUAGAUGAAGCAGGUAGAGGUCCUGUCUUGGGUCCUAUGGUAUAUGGUAUAGCGUAUUCAUUAGAAAACUUUCUGAAAGAUUUACAAAAGAAAUAUGGUUUUGCUGAUUCCAAGACUUUAAAAGAAGAACGAAGACAAGAAUUAUUUGAUACUAUUGAACAAAAAAAUUCCGAACUUAAUAAACAUGUUGGAUGGGCUACAACUACACUUACAGCACGAGAUAUUUCAUCAGGUAUGCUUAAAUGUAAUGGGAAAGCAUAUAAUUUAAAUGAACAAGCUCAUGAUACUACUAUAGACUUAAUUAAGCUGAUAGUUUCUCGUGGUGUAAAUGUUAAGAAAGUAUAUGUUGAUACUGUUGGACCUCCAAGUACAUAUCAAGCUAAAUUAAGUAAAAUAUUUGAAGGUAUAGAAAUUACAGUAGCAAAAAAGGCUGAUAGUAUAUAUCCUAUAGUAAGUACUGCAUCAAUUGUUGCGAAAGUUACUCGAGAUCAAAAUUUAAAAUGGUUUAAUAAUAAUGUAACAAUUCUACAAGGUCAUAAUUUAGGGUCAGGAUAUCCCAGUGAUCCCAAUACUUCUAAAUGGUUAAAUAAUAAUGUAGAUAAAGUAUUUGGAUGGUGUUAUGGAUUUAUUAGAUUUUCAUGGCAAACUGCUAAAGAUAGUUUAGUUAAGAAUGGAGCUGUUAAUGUUAUAUAUGAAGAUCAGGUGACUAAAAAAGAUUCUGGAGGUUAUAGUGAUGUAGGAGGAUUUUUCAAUGGUAGUAAUAAUUCUACUAAUGAUAAAUCAUCAUACAUAGAUAAAUCGUAUUAUAAUAGUGAUCAAGUAGAUCUUUAA